Molecule: messenger RNA, 978 nt
Organism: Fusarium pseudograminearum CS3096
Lineage: Eukaryota; Fungi; Ascomycota; Sordariomycetes; Hypocreales; Nectriaceae
Exons: 6
Coding region: 1-978 (325 amino acids)
Source: RefSeq, a predicted model, not a curated record
AUGGUCAAGAUUGCUAUUGCUGGGGCCUCAAGUGAACUUGCUCGAGAGAUUCUCGACAAGCUUGUAACUACCGAGAAACAUGAUAUCAAAGCUCUUAUUAGAAAGAACCCUUCCGAAUUCCCUCAGCUCAAGGGCGUUGAGUGGAUCCAAACUGAUUUCUCAGACAAGGUGGAAUUGGUGAACAUACUUGAGGGUGUGCACACUGUUCUUUGCUUUUUUGCUGUGCACCUUGAUCCUGGCUCCGAGAACCAGAAGCGUCUCAUUGACGCGGCUAUCGAGGCGGGCGUCAAACGAUUCGCCCCCUCUGAGUGGGGGCCAGGUGUCAAGUUGGCAGAGUCACUCGACGCACUGUCUUGGUACAGUGGUAAGAUUGAGGUUGCAAAGUACCUGGAGGAUAUCAAUGCGAAAGAAAAGAUUCUUGAAUAUUGCCGCUUCCAACCUGGUGGAUUUAUGGAUUAUUUCUGUCAUCCUCAUCAGACAUCCAAGUACCUCACCACAACGAAAGUCAACAUUGAUUACGAAAACCGAAACGCAAUGGUGGUCGAGGGUACACUAGACGAUCAAAUUGUGUACACUUGCGUCGAAGACAUCGCCAAUGUGGUUACAUCGGCUGUAGACUACACUGGCAAAUGGCCAGUCAUUGGGGGUAUUUGUGGUGACCGAGUUACCAUUCGUCAGCUUCUGGAGAUUGGAGAAAGGGUGCUAGGACACCAGUUCACUAUCGAAUGGCUCAAAAUGGAAGACGUCACUGCGGGAGAGCUCAAAACGGACAACUAUCCUCGCAUUGACCUACCUUCUAUACCAAAGGACCAAGUCGAGACGUUCUCCAAGAUGGCUAUUGUUGGUAUCUUGAAUGCAUAUCAUCGCGGAGUCUUUAAUGUCUCAGAUGAAUGGAAUCAACUGCUGCCAGACCUCAAGUUUACCAAGGUUGAUGAACUCCUGGAGCGGGUUUGGGGUGGCAAAAUCGGCCAAGACUGA